AUGCUUCGCUUCGACGGCAAGGUCGCUAUCGUCACCGGCUCCGGCGCUGGAAUCGGCCGCUGCUACGCGCUGCUGUUCGCCGAGCGCGGCGCCAAAGUUGUGGUGAACGACUUCAGCAAGGAGGCGGCGGACUCGGUGGUCAACGAGAUCAAGGCCAAGGGUGGCGUCGCGGUCGCCAACUACAACUCGGUGACGGACGGCGAGAAAGUGGUGGCCACUGCCAUCGAGAACUUCGGCCGCGUGGACAUCCUGGUCAACAACGCCGGCAUCCUGCGCGACGUGACCUUCGCCAAGAUGACCAAGGCCCAGUGGAACCAGGUGCUCGACGUGCACCUCCAAGGAACGUUCGCGGUGACCCACGCCGCGUGGCCCCACAUGCGCAAGCAGAAGUACGGCCGCGUGAUCCUCAUCACGUCGGUGAACGGUCUGUACGGCCAGUUCGGCCAGACCAAUUACAGCUCCGUGAAGGCCGCUAUGACCGGCUUCGGCAAGUCGCUGGCCAAGGAGGGCGCUCGCUCGAACAUCAAGGUGAACAUCGUGGCCCCCGGCGCCGGCUCCAAGAUGACGGAGACGAUCAUGCCCGCGGACCUCGUGGCGGCGUGGAAGCCCGAGUACGUGGCGCCCACGAUCGCCUUCCUGUGCCACGAGUCCGUGCCCUGCUCGGGCAAGAUCUUCGAGAGUGGCGGCGGCUUCGUCGCGCAGGUCAAGUACGUGCGCAGCCCCGGCGUGUUCCUGGACCUGGAGAAGGAGAUCACGCCCGAGGCCGUGCAGGCCAAGUUCGCCCAGAUCACGGACUUCACCAACGCCACUGACCCAGAUGACGACGAGACCUCGCCGCAGAUCAAGCAGAUCCUGUCCGCCAAGCUGUAAGCUGUCCUCCGCGUUGACGCACAGCAUCAUGGUUGGUUGACUCAGAUUGAAGUAAGCAGCUCCCUCUUGGAGCAUGCAGAAAGAGGAAAGUAGCUUUCGCAUGGUCGCCGUAACGAAAUGAAUGAAACGUUCUUAUGUGGCUUACAAUGUG
Molecule: messenger RNA, 1021 nt
Organism: Phytophthora sojae
Lineage: Eukaryota; Oomycota; Peronosporomycetes; Peronosporales; Peronosporaceae
Exons: 4
Coding region: 1-870 (289 amino acids)
Source: RefSeq, a predicted model, not a curated record